CUUCAAUCUGCACAAGCAGAGCUCUCAAAAUUGUCAAAUUCAAAGCUGAGCAAAGCUCCGACUUCUCUCAAGCCUAGAGAGGAGGAAGUAAAGGCACUUGUGCCCUUGCUAGCUAGGUAUAUGGAGCUUUGCGGAGUUUGCAGGCCAGGGUCGUGGUGGCUUCGAGGAGAAUCAGAGCAGGAAGAGGAGCUGGCUGCAAAACCUACCUGGAUUCUAUUAUUUGUACAAAAGGACGGCGAAACCCUAAAUAUGCAUUUGCAGGAUUGAGCGGCCUCAAUGCAACAUAUCAGUGGCUUUGAUCAAUGCACCUUAAGUUGUACACAUUCUGCAAGUUAGCUGGAUUUCCAUGAUCAGAUGGUCGUUUAUGAUUUUAUGAUUUUCCAGUUCACAACACUUGUUUGAGAAUCUGCAGCCUGGACAAGAGUGGGCUCCUCAACAUAAUAGUAGCUUUGACCACUAUGACUUGGAGCAUGUAGUACCCCUUCUGCAAGUCAGCUGUCAACAAUCCAGAUCAGGUGGUUGUUCACAUUGUAUACCCUCCGUUCACACUUGUUUAGCAAUUUAUCAUUGCACAAGAAUGGGUGUCCUCCCUGGCCCCCCCCAGCGCGACAACCGGGGCGCCGCAGACUGCAACUACGCCGGGCUGCUAGCUUACGCCUGCGGCUCUUCGGUUGCAAUUGUGGAGCUGCAAUCUAUGCAAAUUGUGCACGCUCUGUGGGGAGAUAAACCAGACGUGUAUGUGACCGCUGUCUCCUGGUCGCCUGAGAGCCUCUCGCGAGACCUCAGCGGUCAGGUGGCCAAUCUGAAGCUCGCGACUGGGGACAGCACUGGCAGGGUUGCACUCUGGGAUGCUGUGGGGGGUCAGUUUGUUAUGUGGUUGGGGGGAGGGGAGGGAGCUCCGCGGAGUGGGGGGAUCAUCCUCGAUCUAUGUUGGGUGCUCGGUCGGCCCUGGCAGCUCGCAGCUCUGCAGGCGCCUUCAUCGCUGGUCAUCCUAGACACCACCAGUGGAAAGCCACUCUGGCGGCUUGAGGCAACAGAGCCCCUGACUUGCUUAAGAUGUGACCCGUUCGAUGCCCGCCAGCUCUGCGCCAUGGGAUCUAGAGGGCUACUGCUUCUCUUGACUCUGAAUGGGACAAAAUCGCAAGACAUUCAGCACACAGAGCAUCGUGUCCCGCUGGGCGAUGCUCUGGAGGCUCCAAAGAAGGUCGACAAGAAGGACGAGAAGAAGGAAAAGGACGAGGCGCCGCAACUCAACCUGCGGUGUAUGUUUUCUCCAGGGGUGCCAAAGCUUGUGUACGUCAUGCUGCCAAAGGAGAUUCUGGCUUUCGACAUUGAAUUUGGCCAAGUGGUGGCUUCCACACCAGUCCCCAGGAAUUAUGCGAAGCUGCUCGACCUCUUGACUGUGAUCGACGGCGAACUGCUCUACUGCCUGCAUUCAGAUGGGAAGCUCAGCGCCUGGCUAAGAAAAGAGAAGAAGCAAACGUUUGCCAUGAAGCACGUGGAAAAUCUGCUUCCGUCACUAGCCACCCAAACGGGCGUCAGCGUCCAGGUCCUAGCAGCCGCGCACGCCCCAACUCUCCAUGACGCCCCAGGCCUCAGCCUCGGUUCCGUCCCGCUAACCCCUGCCGAAACUUCCGGAACCCCCCCGGGAACCGUCGGAACAUCGCUCCUGUCCAUAACGGACGACGGUCGGGUCUGGAAGUGGGAGAUAAGCGCACAUUCUCACAACCCGCCCGUUAACCCGGCCCCUGACCAGGCGGAGGGGCCCACUUUCCGUGCAGUACUAGCGGGGAUUCUGCACACGCUCCCUGGGUUAACCACCACGCUUUCGGUUCCAAACCCAUCUGCACUAACCCCACAGUCCACCCCCUUCGACGGCCUUCCCCGGACGCCCCCCCCUCCGGUCCCAUUAGCCGCUCUCGCCACGUCAGCCGGGAGUAUCGAGAUCGUUGACACCGCGGCGCUCUCCGUAGUCUCGUCCUUUUCUGUGCACUCUGGCGCGGUGCGGGGGGUGCGCUGGCUCGGCAACUCGCGCCUCGUCUCGUUCAGCUCGGCCGAGGUCAAGGGCAAAACCCCCGGGUUUAUGAACAAGUUAGCGGUGACCUGCGUCCGCUCGGGGCUAACCAAACCCUUUCGGGUGCGCACGACCGCGGAACGGGGCUCGAUGCGCGGGCUGCGAACCUCGUCGAGCGGUCGGUACCUCCUCGUUCUCUUCCGGGACGCCCCCGCAGAGGUCUGGGCGAUGACACGUGUCCCCCAGAUGCUGCGCUCGCUCGCGCUCCCGUUCGCGGUGAUGGAAUGGUCGAUCCCGGGCGAAAACCUCCUCGGCUCUAGUUCCCACUCGCCCCUCUCUUCUUACAACCCCUCCCCCCGGAGCAGCAUCGCGGCCGCCGCCGCCUCUGCCGCAAGCUCGUCUUCUCUGGAGCUGACGCAGGGGGGGGGUACUCCGACCCCCCCGAAAGAGGAGCCGGGGGAGAGCUUUGCGUUUGCAUUGGUCAACGGGUCGCUAGGGGUGUUCGAACUCAGGGGGCGGCGCGUGAGGGACUUCCGGCCCAAGUGGCCGACGUCGAGCUUUGCGGCGGGUGACGUCCUCGUGACCUCGAUGGCCUACCGGCUGCCGUACGUGGUGAUGGGCGACCGGGGGGGAAAUGUCAGGUGGUGGGAUGUUAAAUCAGGCCUAAGCGGCUCGUUUCCUCUGCACCGUGGGGGCAUCCGGCGGCUCAAAUUCGCCCCCAUCGCUAGCGGCGCGUCGAGCGACGACAAGGGCAAAGUCGCGGCCCUGUUCACGGACCACUCCAUCGGGAUCUUCGACUUGGACUCGGGGGAGCCGUUCAACGAGGCGUUCGUUAACAAGGCCCAUGCCAGCUUGCCGGUCUUCGAGAUGGAGUGGCUGCCCCACUCGGGCGACCCGCACGAGCCCCUUCUCCUGGCGGUGGUCGCUGCCGACGGCAGCUACCGGCACCUGGACGUCCAUUCCGACGUCCUGCGGGCCCACCCCCGGAACCGGAAACUCAUCCGGCCGCAACCCCUGAAACCCCUCCCUCGAUUCCGGCCGGUUCCGCUGACGAGCCCCCUGCUGCUGCCGCAAGCGCAGGCGCUCGCGUUGAGAAUGUUGCUGCAGCAGGGGGUGCGGCCAGAGUGGCUGGAGGGGGAGGGAGGCGGCGCGCAGCCUGGGGAUAUGAGGGCCGCCAUGCUAUACGCCACACCCCCCCUCGGCGAGCAAGCCAUUCCCGAGGUCCUCCUCAACUCCCUCGAGCCCAUCCGAUUAGCCGGGCGGCUUCUCGACCCCCCUGCCGCGGCCGCGUACUCAACAAUCGCUGAAAACGGCGCUGCGGCCCGCUGCGCAUUCGCAGCGGCACUGUUUGGUGACGUCAUCGAGGCGGCGUUCUGGGUGCGCCUCCCGGGGGAGCUGCAAAGGCUCGCGGACGGUUCAGCGGGGCCGGACGCGUUCUGGACACAUGCUACGGACAGCGGAGCUCCUAGCGAACAACCACCCCGGCGAUCGUCCGCUUCCGGCGACCCGUCCAAAGUGGAGCCGACUCGCGUGCCGCCGCCCCUGCCCACCCCCGCGCCCAGCAACGGCCACGUGUCCCCCGCCCUGACCCGGUUGAACAGCGCGGCCUGGACCGAAAAGGACGCCCUCAAGAAGCUAGCCCGGGAAAGGAUUGCCUGGCACGAGCGGUUACCGGGAGUUGAGGCUUCGCAGAAGAGGGUGCAUGAAUUCAUCGCAACUGGAGACUACGAGUCCGCUGUGACCCUGCUCUUGUCGACGCCACCCGACGCCGCUACCUUCCAUAGCGACUCUCUCCGAGCAGUGGUUUUGGCGGCCGCCGUAUCGCCCGCGAUGCACGCGCUCGCUGUCAAGGUCGUGGCUGCGAACAUGGUCACCACGCAUGACCCGUUAGUGGGCACCCAUCUCCUAUGCGCCAUCAACCAAUACGUGGAGGCCUGCAGUCAGUUGCAAGAAGCCGGCCGAUGGACCGACGCCGGGACCCUUGCGGUGACCCAUCUCGACGGCCUGGAGCGCGCGCGUGUUUUGGACCGGUGGGCCACGCACGUUUUGUACAGCGAGCAGAGCUUGUGGCGCGCGCUCAUUCUAUUCGUUGCGGCCGGAAAUCUCUCCGAGGCGUUGGCCGCGCUCCACAGCGCGCGGCUGCCCGACACGGCCGCGAUGUUCCUGCUCGCCUGCCACGAGGCCAAGGCAGCGGCGGAACGGAAACGGAGCGGAGUGGAACGGAACGACGAGGAAAGCGAAACGGAGAGUAGGAGUGAGACGCAAGGUUCUAAAAAGAAUCUCGCUGAUAAAAGUGGGGGCGAAGGAUUGAAGCCCAGUGUAAGCGCCGAGGGGAAGGAGGCCGCAGCUGAAGGGGGGAAUGCUGGUAUUCACGGAGGGGGCUUGAGCUUGCCGGGAAGCUUGCACAGGGAAGAGAUCACUGUUGUGGUGGACCAUUACGGUCAGUUCCAGCGUUGGCUCGCCCACGUUGUCGGGUCAAGUAGUAUAUCGUCAGAUUAGACUGACCCAAAGAGAUGGCAACAAAAAGUCGGAGUAGCCCUGGAUCUCUGUCCUCAGGUGCCACUGAUGCAUCGCUGCUCUGUAGAUUUAAAUACUGGGCCAGCCUGGCCGUGACGAGCAAGCAAGGCUGUCGAUACCGUUAGCACCUCGGUACGUUAAGUGGACGAGGAAUCAAGAGACACACACUCGAUGUACCGACUUUAAUUGCGUGUACUCCGAACCCUCGACAUCAUGCACGGUGCUAGUCCUUCUCAGAAGGAUGACGUAACAGCAUUACAUAUUCGAAGCGGC
Molecule: messenger RNA, 4804 nt
Organism: Klebsormidium nitens
Lineage: Eukaryota; Viridiplantae; Streptophyta; Klebsormidiophyceae; Klebsormidiales; Klebsormidiaceae
Source: the annotation of a GenBank genome assembly